This is a messenger RNA of Terrapene triunguis (Three-toed box turtle), 2690 nucleotides long. Its product is annotated as zinc finger protein 271-like. Gene Ontology annotation, molecular function: DNA-binding transcription factor activity, RNA polymerase II-specific; RNA polymerase II cis-regulatory region sequence-specific DNA binding. The record is from RefSeq and is a predicted model, not a curated record. Gene Ontology annotation, biological process: regulation of transcription by RNA polymerase II. The transcript is spliced from 7 exons. The coding region runs from base 584 to 2686 and encodes 700 amino acids. Lineage: Eukaryota; Metazoa; Chordata; Testudines; Emydidae.
CCCGGCCGGGGAGCGGAGCUGGGACGAGGGGGCCGGGUGUGCAGAAGCACUUUCCUGCCCGGCCCCAGCCCUCGCCCCGAGGUCUCCCCCUGCCGUGCCCGGCUCGGGAGCUGACGCGGGCGGAGCCCGGGCUGCGCUGGUCCCGGGCAGAGAGAGCCCCGGUGCGGGGAGCGCUGCAGGCAGCCGCGGGGUGGGGGCUGGUGCUGCGGGACACAGGAAGGGGCUGGAGCAGCGGAGCGGGCGGUGCUGGGAGGAGGGAGCGGGCGGGCGGGCAGCGCUGGGGAGAACAAAGGGCCGAGCAGGUCCCGGGCAGCCCCGGGCCGGGGGCUGGGACAUUGCAGGGCGCUGCUGCCUCCCUCCGCUGGGAGCCAGGGCUGAGCAGCUGCUGCUCCCACGGGGCUGUGCCACCGGGAGACCUUCGGUGCAGCUGCUUCUGCGCCCGGCCAGAGGGGGCUUCCUCUGCGGGGCUGGGACUAGCCCCCGGGCCCGGCUCUGCCCGCACCAGCUCCGGGCCGGAGACCCAGACUGCAGAAUAACAUCCACAUUUUGCUACGGAUCGUCUCAUCCUCCCAGGGGAAAGGAAAUGACGUCAGUGGAGCCGGCUCAGGGGCCGGUGACCUUCGAGGAGCUGGCUGUGUACUUCACGGAGGGGGAAUGGGCUCUGCUAGACCCUGCUCAGAGAGCUCUCUACAGGGAGGUCAUGCAGGAGAACUAUGCCACUGUGGCCUCAUUGGGGUUUCCAGUUUCCAAACCUGAUGUGAUCUCCCGGCUGGAACGAGGGGAAGAGCUGUGGGUCCAAGAUCUCCAGGGCUCUGAGGAAAGAGAGCUCCAGAAAGGUGCCCAGACAGGAGAUGGGAUGCUGAGUGAGAACGAGGAGAAGAGUCCCCACCUGGAAGAUGCUGAGCAAGUAGAACCACAUGGGACAUUAACAGGAAGAUCCAAAGGGAAAGUUUCUUGGAGUUGUGCAGAGGCAAAAGCCUGUGAGAGUCAGCAUAGGCCAGAGAAAAGCUUCUGUAGUGGCUCAGAUGUUAUGAGACAUGAAAGAAUGAACAUGGGAGAGAGACCCUACACAUGCCUUGAGUGUGGAAAAAGUUUUAGUCAAAGCUCAAACCUCAUCACGCAUCAGAUAAUCCACACAGGAGAGCGGCCCUACAUGUGCUCUGAGUGCGGGAAAAGUUUCAGUCGGCGCUCGGACCUGAUCAAACAUCAGAGAAUCCAUACAGGAGAGCGACCCUACACAUGCUCUGAGUGUGGGAAAAGCUUCAGCCAGAGCUCAAGCCUCAACAAACAUCAGAGAAUCCACACAGGAGAGCGUCUCUACAUGUGCCUUGAGUGCGGGAAAAGCUUUAUAAACAGAUCACACCUUCUCGCACAUCAGAGAAUCCACACAGGAGAGCGACCCUACACGUGCUCAGAGUGUGGGAACAGCUUCAAACUCCGCUCUCACCUCAUCACACAUCUGAGAGUCCACACAGGAGAGCGGCCCUACACAUGCCUUCAGUGCGGGAAAAGCUUCAGCCAAAGGUCACAGCUUACUACACAUCGGAGAAUCCACACGGGAGAGCGACCCUACACAUGCUCUGAGUGCGGGAAAAGCUUCAAACACAAGUCACACAUGUUGGCACAUCAAAGAAUCCACACUGGGGAGACACCCUACACAUGCUCUGAGUGUGGGAAAAGGUUUAGUGGGAGCUCAACAUUCAGCAUACAUCAGAGAAUCCACACGGGCGAGAGACCCUACUCGUGCGCGGAGUGUGGGAAAAGUUUUUGUUGGAGCUCAGCUUUUAUCAAACAUAAGAAAAUCCACACAGGAGAUGGGAUGCUGAGUGAGAACGAGGAGAAGAGUCCCCACCUGGAAGAUGCUGAGCAAGUAGAACCACAUGGGACAUUAGCAGGAAGAUCCAAAGGGAAAGUUUCUUGGAGUUGUGCAGAGGCAAAAACCUGUGAGAGUCAGCAUAGGCCAGAGAAAAGCUUCUGUAGUGGCUCAGAUGUUAUGAGACAUGAAAGAAUGAACAUGGGAGAGAGACCCUACACAUGUCUUGAGUGUGGAAAAAGUUUCAGUCAAAGCUCAAACCUCAUCACGCAUCAGAUAAUCCACACAGGAGAGAGGCCCUACAUGUGUUCUGACUUCAGCCAGAGCUCAAGCCUCAACAAACAUCAGAGAAUCCACACAGGAGAGCGUCUCUACAUGUGCCUUGAGUGCGGGAAAAGCUUUAUAAACAGAUCACACCUUCUCGCACAUCAGAGAAUCCACACAGGAGAGCGACCCUACACAUGCUCAGAGUGUGGGAACAGCUUCAAACUCCGCUCUCACCUCAUCACACAUCUGAGAGUCCACACAGGAGAGCGGCCCUACACAUGCCUUCAGUGCGGGAAAAGCUUCAGCCAAAGGUCACAGCUUACUACACAUCGGAGAAUCCACACGGGAGAGCGACCCUACACAUGCUCUGAGUGCGGGAAAAGCUUCAAACACAAGUCACACAUGUUGGCACAUCAAAGAAUCCACACUGGGGAGACACCCUACACAUGCUCUGAGUGUGGGAAAAGGUUUAGUGGGAGCUCAACAUUCAGCAUACAUCAGAGAAUCCACACGGGCGAGAGACCCUACUCGUGCGCGGAGUGUGGGAAAAGUUUUUGUUGGAGCUCAGCUUUUAUCAAACAUAAGAAAAUCCACACAGGUGAGUAAUGCC